AGUAGACUCUGAUCUGUAUGUCUAUAGACAACAUAAGUAUUGGUCACUCCUGAAAGCAACAUACAUAUAUGUAAAACCUGAAAGAUUAGCUUAAAGGGAUUUAUAAGAAACCCAUCCGGAAUGUGCGACGAAAGUUUGAUCCGGGACUGUGAGCCCACCACCUUGCGGCUUCCCUUUAACACCUAUCACAUCCACUUGCCGCUUUAUAUUUUAGACAUGGUUCGCAUAUUUCAGGAUCAUCCCAAGUACAACGGUGGCAUCCAGGAGGAGCAUAUCCUAGAUAUGUUGGAAAAAGAACCCUUUGCCUGUGGCGAUCUGGAGUCGCAGGUGAAGACUGCCUUGCUCGAUCUCACGGCCAAAGGAUUUGUACGCUUUAUUAACAAUGGAUACCGCACUUUGGGACCCAUUGCCAAGCUGGCCAAUGCCCGAUCCGUACGCCACUUCAAUAUGACAUGGCAGCGCAUCGCGGAACUGCAGAAGGUUAACUGCCAGCCCAUUCUGGAACAAGGAUCCACUUCCAGUGGCCAUGGCACCCAGCGUGGAUCCAACUUCUAAAAUAAGGCUUUUGUUUUCGUUACGUUUUUUUAGUUCACAAGUUUGUGUCCGAACAAAGCCCAUACACCAUCUCCUCAUCCCUAAGCAGCACCCACUCUCCAACUCGAAAUUGUAGGCGUCUAGUAAUAAAAAUUCCAGCAAAUCCGA
Drosophila serrata is the source of this 702-nucleotide messenger RNA. RefSeq lists its product as uncharacterized. NCBI's taxonomy places the organism in Eukaryota, Metazoa, Arthropoda, Insecta, Diptera, Drosophilidae. The record is from RefSeq and is a predicted model, not a curated record.